CAGACCAAUAGGACCGUUGACACCGGAGGCGCACCUGCUUUCCUCGCGGCUGGUGCAGAAAUACACGCUGAUGCAACAAUUAAUUGGGAGUAAUUCAGUAAAACUGAGAUGCAGAGCAGAUGCCUUCUCCGAGUUCUUUUCGCCUUAUUGGCUCUCAUUUUAUCAAAAGGACAAGAUGUGAUGGGAUCAGGUCUCUCCUGUCUCAGACUGAGUCCUGCCGGCGACGGACUGACGCGCGUCACGUUCCUGCGAGUGGACGCAGCCGGCGUGCGCUUCCUGUACCUCACCGUGUGGUCAGAGGAUACCCGCCUGGUGACAUGCGAAGUGCAGAGCAGUCCGCUGGUCACGGAAAGUUACCGCGCUCUCUGCGACAGCAGCGGCUGGCAGAGUCAGCAACCCACCAGGAGGUUUAACAUCAGCGCGUUGUUGGCUCAGGACGCUCCCUGCGCGCUCGGCUCCUCCAGCGCGCCAAAAUUGACCAGACUCACAAGAAGAGAUGGGACGGUGGGGAAAACUCGGAGGAAACGCUCCUGGAUAUUUCCAGGGACGCUAUGGUGCGGCACAGGAAGCACAGCGGUGCAAUACGAACAGUUAGGGAUGUUUGAGAGCGCCGACCGAUGCUGCCGUGAGCACGACCACUGCCUGCACACCAUCCCAGCUUUCUCCAUGAAUUAUGGCGUCUUCAACACCAAAUUCUACACCGUCUCACACUGUGACUGUGACCAGAGGUUUCGACAGUGCCUUCUUCAUGUGAAUGACACCAUUUCCAGUAUGGUGGGCUACAGCUUCUUCAGCGUCCUGCAGGUUCCCUGCUUUGUGCUCAAACAGCCGACGCAAUGCACUGACACACACUGGUGGGGAAUGUGCAAAGGGGGCAAAGAGGCUCCGUAUGCCGUCUUCAAAAGCCCUCUCCCUUACAACUCCUCAGAUAUUACGAGCAAAUAUGAACACAAAGCUGACAGUAACAAGCUAUCAAACACUGAGGGGCAGCAUGUGACCGAAAGCCCUCCGAUCAGCCCGCACACAAAGUCACCCACAAGCAAAAACAAGUGCCGCUCCGAAGACCCACUCAGGGGGGGCACUUUGCACCGCAGAAAGCAAAAAGGGGAAGGAUGUAAAAAACACCGCAAACUGCACUCAGCAGAACCUUCUCAAAUCCCCUCAACAUCAAGAGCACGCAACAACACUCCUUCCGUGGUAACCAGUCUGUCACGUGCUUCCAAAAGUAGCACAUUAAUGUCAAAUAAAAAGAGAGCUGGAAAAAAGAAGAGCAGAAAAGGCCUGUUGGCUCACCCCACUCAGAGAAGUCAAGUUCCACCGCAGACGACUGCAAACUUUUAUCCACAAACGACACCUCCAACACCUCCACACGUGCUGACCGCCAUCACAGCCGUGACCAGUACCACCCAAAGUUCCAAAAAAGUUCCCAAACACACUCGCUGUUGUGGAUUCAGGACGCUUUUGAGAGGUGACACUUUUCUGCCUCACUGUAAAAACUGUCCCGCACAAAACACGACUUCUCACGGGACAGAUGUUACCCCCUCAACAGCUACGUAUGGAUCACCGAGCAAAGCGACGACACUCGAAACGCCGCGGCUCGAUAAGACAAGAGCAACGCCCAGACAAGACACUCAGACUACAGCUGAUUCUGCAGUGUCGGCCUCAACAAAACUUAUGACGGAAGCCCCCAUUCAUGAAGGCCGCAGGCCACAAACGCAGAUGGUUUCUCAUCUGCCGUGGAUUACCAUGCAGCAGGAACCCGUGGGCCGAACCAAAGCCCCAGUCACACAGUCAGAGAGAGGCCUGAAACUGUUGCAUAAUUUGACAGAUGUUCAGCCCCUGUGCAGAAGCCUCAAACAUCUGGAUGAGUGUAAAUACAAAAUCCCCCCUUUGGCGAAGAAGUACGGUCUGCACAACGUGGAGUCAAAGACGGCCUAUCACUGUGACUGCACCAGCCGCUUGGCUGUUCACAUUAAAAGCUUCAAGCAACGCAGUAUUCUCCCCACGCUGAUGGCGGAUUUCGUCUCUCAGUACUGCUUUAACCUGCCGAAGGAGAAGGAAUGCCGCAGCAGAAAAAGCUGUUCUGGAGGCUUCAUUAAAGCCUCUGACCUACUUCAAGCACUUAAGAAGAUAGAGGAAAGAAACACUGCCGGGAUGCGAAAGAGAGGGAAUCCUGUUCGCCUUUAUAAGCGAUGCCUGAGGCUGGAGAGAGAAGCUGAUAUUAUGGCACAUCUCACAUGAUUAUACACUGAGCUGCUGUGAGGAGCAACAAUGAGUUUUAUAGGCUUUACAUUUCAUACAGCAUUUUCUGUUUCUCUCUGGUGGUGUAAAAUAGCAGUUUGUUGAAAAUAUUCAAGAACUUGAAUAUCUUAUGACCAAGGCCAUGGAUGUAAAGUUAUAUACAUAUAUUUAUUAAAAACUGUAAUACAAAGCUAUAGUCCUCCAGACUGUGUAAUGAAAAGGUAAUAAAAGAAAUAAUAGUAACUCCAUGCUGCUUUCAGAAAUAACCCACAGCCCGCCAGUAAUCACAGUCUCAAAUGAUAAAAGUUCAGCAACAAAUUCUUAGCUUAGAACACAACUAUUAGCAUUAUUAUUCAUUACUGGAAACAAAUGUGCUUUGAAUUGCCAAUAAAUGUCUCAAAACUAACAGAACAAUGUCUUCCUACUAUGUAAAAUAAAAAUAAACCAAACUUACAGUUACAUGUCAAACUUCCUCAAUUAGAC
This is a messenger RNA of Scatophagus argus, 2724 nucleotides long. Its product is annotated as group 3 secretory phospholipase A2-like. The coding region runs from base 109 to 2241 and encodes 710 amino acids. The transcript has 7 exons. Gene Ontology annotation, biological process: arachidonate secretion; phospholipid metabolic process. Gene Ontology annotation, molecular function: A2-type glycerophospholipase activity. Lineage: Eukaryota; Metazoa; Chordata; Actinopteri; Scatophagidae. The record is from RefSeq and is a predicted model, not a curated record.